CCCGCAUUGCAGAACGGAGGAAACCGAGGCCCAGAGGAGCAAACAGGGUGCGGCCCUGGGAGGGUCACCCAGCUCCGGUGAGGGCGGGGCGCAAACUGACACCCAGCUGUCCGGCCCCGAGACCCUUCACUUUCAAGGAGCCGGCUGGCCAUCUCAGCCUCCCCAGUCCUAAACGUCUUGCGGACAGAAGAAGAGCAAGGAGUCAGAACUGUUCUUUGGGUCCCUGGGGAACCAGGAGAGGCUGGCUCAAGCUCUGAGCUCCGUUCUGAGCACGUGGAACCCCACCCAUCCUUGUGAGCAUUUGCUCCUCUUAAGGUUUGUGUGAUCUCAAUUCAAGCAAAGGUGGGAUAUCAUGGCUUCUCUCUGGGUUGGACACCGAGGGACAGUGCACGAUUAUCCGGGCUUCAGCCCUUCAGUGGAUGCUGAAGCGAUUCGCAAGGCAAUCAGGGGCAUCGGAACCGACGAAAAGACGCUCAUCAGCAUUCUGACUGAAAGGACGAAUGCACAGCGUCAGCGGAUUGUUCAGGAAUAUCAAGCAGCUUAUGGAAAGGAACUGAAAGAUGACUUGAAGGGUGAUCUCUCUGGCCACUUCAAGCAACUCAUGGUGGCCCUUGUGACUCCCCCGGCUGUGUUUGAUGCAAAACAGCUGAAGAAAUCCAUGAGGGGCACUGGAACAAGUGAACAUGCACUGAUUGAAAUCUUAACCACCAGAACGAGCAGGCAGAUGAAGGAGAUCUCGCAGGCCUACUACACAGCCUAUAAGAAGAGUCUUGGAGAUGACAUUAGUUCUGAAACAUCUGGUGAUUUCCGGAAAGCUCUGUUGACUUUGGCAGAUGGCAGAAGAGAUGAAAGUCUGAAAGUGGAUGAGCAGCUGGCCAAAAAGGAUGCCCAGAUUCUCUAUAAUGCUGGGGAGAACAGAUGGGGCACAGAUGAAGAUAAAUUCACCGAGAUCCUGUGUUUAAGGAGUUUUCCUCAGCUGAAACUGACAUUUGACGAAUACAGAAAUAUUAGCCAGAAGGACAUUGAGGACAGCAUAAAAGGAGAAUUGUCUGGGCAUUUUGAAGACCUACUUCUGGCCAUAGUUCAUUGUGCCAGAAACAUGCCUGCCUUUUUAGCUGAAAGACUGCAUCAGGCUUUAAAGGGUGCUGGAACCGAUGAAUUUACUCUGAACCGAAUAAUGGUGUCCAGGUCAGAAAUGGACCUUUUGGACAUUCGAGCAGAGUUUAAGAAGCAUUAUGGCUAUUCCGUAUAUUCAGCAAUUAAAUCGGAUACUUCUGGAGACUAUGAAAUCACACUCUUAAAGAUCUGUGGAGGAGAUGACUGAGUCAAGAGCAUAAUCUCCGAAGGUCGCUGUGCCCACGAUGGGCCUUUCCAACAGCCCUGCUUACUCCUUUCUCAGAGUAUAUAAAAGCACAAGCAAGUGUAAACAGCAAGCUGUUUUCCUAACAGACAUUUUCAUCAUUCCAUAAUAACAACAACCAAAAGUGAUUGUACUGGAGUAUCUCAGCCUCAUGUAGUAAUUCACAAAUGACAUUUUUAAAUGGUAUGAAGGAUCUGCUAAUACAAUACAAAUUAUUUUUCUGCUUAGGAAGCAAGAAUCUUUGUAGAAUUCUAACACCUUAAAUGUGUAAUCAGCGUCAAUAAAAGUUGUUGCGUUGGUGAAAGGCA
Molecule: messenger RNA, 1668 nt
Organism: Ailuropoda melanoleuca (giant panda)
Lineage: Eukaryota; Metazoa; Chordata; Mammalia; Carnivora; Ursidae
Gene: ANXA3
Product: annexin A3
Exons: 13
Coding region: 353-1324 (323 amino acids)
Cellular component (GO): nucleus; vesicle membrane; plasma membrane
Molecular function (GO): phosphatidylserine binding; calcium-dependent phospholipid binding; calcium ion binding
Source: RefSeq, a predicted model, not a curated record